Messenger RNA from Synchiropus splendidus (mandarinfish), 2303 nucleotides. It is a transcript of the gene glb1, whose product is annotated as galactosidase, beta 1. The coding region runs from base 97 to 2049 and encodes 650 amino acids. Gene Ontology annotation, molecular function: beta-galactosidase activity. Gene Ontology annotation, biological process: carbohydrate metabolic process. The transcript is spliced from 16 exons. The record is from RefSeq and is a predicted model, not a curated record. NCBI's taxonomy places the organism in Eukaryota, Metazoa, Chordata, Actinopteri, Syngnathiformes, Callionymidae. Gene Ontology annotation, cellular component: vacuole.
AUACAGCCUCUCAAAGGCUGCAAGCAGACAAUUCCUUCUAUAAAUGUAGCGUUUAAAUCGUAUAUAUCCCACAAAAGCCCCACCGUGGACUGAAAAAUGUCUUCACUCACGAGUGGAUGCAAAAUUGUCAUUUUGCUACAGAUCCUUUUUGGGCAGUGUCUCUCUGAUCCUCCUUCUUUCACGGUGGAUUAUCAAAAUGACUGUUUUCGGAAGGAUGGGGAGGAGUUUCGCUACAUAUCGGGGAGCAUCCAUUACAGCCGUAUCCCCAGGAUCUACUGGAAGGACCGGCUGCUCAAGAUGUACAUGGCUGGACUGAACACCAUUCAGACGUAUGUUCCCUGGAACUUCCACGAGGCGGUUCAAGGCAGCUACAAAUUCACCGGAGACAGAGAUAUCGGACACUUCCUUCACCUCGCCAGGCAAAUUGGACUGCUGGUUAUCCUUCGCCCAGGCCCGUACAUCUGUGCUGAGUGGGACAUGGGUGGGCUGCCGUCAUGGCUGCUCCAGAAUAAAAACAUUGUUCUCAGAUCUUCAGAUCCAGACUAUACUGCUGCUGUGGACACAUGGAUGGGGAAGUUCCUUCCAAUGAUGAAGCCCUAUCUCUACCAGAACGGAGGUCCGAUCAUCAUGGUUCAGGUGGAGAACGAAUACGGCAGCUACUUCGCGUGUGACUACAACCACAUGCGUCAUCUCUCCAGUUUGUUUCGGACCCACCUGGGGGACGAGGUGAUCCUGUUCACCACUGACGGUGCUGGGCUUGGCUUCCUCAAGUGCGGCACCAUUCAGGGUCUUUAUACAACUGUAGACUUUGGAGCAGGUGCAAAUGUGUCAGCAGCCUUUGCAGUCCAGAGACACGCUGAACCUCAAGGACCUCUGGUGAACUCUGAAUACUACACUGGCUGGUUGGAUCACUGGGGCUCCCGUCACGCCGUGGUCCCCACCGCAGCUGUGGUCAAGACACUGAACGAGAUGCUGGCGCUGGGAGCUAAUGUCAACAUGUACAUGUUUAUCGGAGGGACAAACUUUGGCUACUGGAAUGGUGCAAAUUCACCGUUCAGCCCGCAGCCGACCAGCUAUGACUACGACGCUCCGCUCACAGAGGCUGGAGACCUCACAGAGAAAUACUUCGCCAUCAGAGAAGUGAUCAAAAUGUAUCGUAGAAUACCAGACGGCCCAAUACCACCUUCAACUCCAAAAUAUGCUUAUGGAGCUGUUAAAAUGAGCCAGCUUCAGACUGUGGCUGAAGCGUUGGAUAUUCUGUCCUACUCCGGGUCAGUGAAGAGCAUGUAUCCUCAGACCUUCACUGACCUCAACCAGUUGUUCGGUUAUAUGUUGUACCGGACAACUCUGCCUUUUGACUGCGACGUUCCCACUCCUCUCUCCUCGCCGCUGAAUGGCGUCCAUGACCGUGCGUAUGUGUCUGUGGAUGGGGUGGCUGUCGGUAUUCUGGAGCGAGACAAAGCCCUGACCAUCAAUGUGAUGGGGAAGAAGGGGAGUGAACUGGACCUGCUGGUGGAGAAUAUGGGUCGGAUCAACUAUGGAAAAAACAUCAAUGAUUUCAAGGGUUUGGUGACCAAUCUGACAUUAGGGAAAGAUGUCCUCAGUGGUUGGACAAUUUUCAGCCUCAGUGUGGAUGAAGCUGUGAGCCAAGGUCUGCUUGGACAAACCGUGUCUGGAGAUGGGCAAAACCCUUCUAAAUUUUCACUACCAACGUUCUACGGAGGAACUUUUACCAUUCCGAGUGACAUCCCAGAUCUUCCUCAGGACUCCUACGUCAAGCUUCCUCAGUGGAGCAAGGGUCAGAUUUGGAUCAACGGCUUCAACCUGGGACGCUACUGGCCUUCAAGGGGUCCUCAAGUCACCCUGUUUGUCCCUGCCUCCAUCCUCAGCACAAAUGCACCCAACAAUGUGACGGUCCUGGAGCUGGAAAAUUCUCCAUGCAGCUCUGGCCUGUGCACUGUUGAGUUCACCACCACACCCAUCCUGAACGCAACGGCGCUGCCGCACCUCGCCCUGCACAGGAAACUGUUCAGAAAGUUGGAUGUGUGAUCGGGAAGCAGAAGAGCACAGAUGCUGUCAACCUUAACUUAGAAAAGCCAUUUUUUAUGGGGAAACUGUGCCUCUGAUAUUUUUGUGAUUGUAUCAUUUCUGCGUUUUGUCGAGGGAGCUUUAUGCUUACAAAGAAAAUACACAAAUUUCAAUGUUUCUAAACAUAAUCCAUUUUUAUCAGGAAAUUACAGCAUGCUUCGGGGAAUUGUUGUGGGAAUAUUUUUUGUGCCAAGAUUUUUUUGUUGCCGUCCAAA